AUGGCCCUUAAUCAUGCUAGACAGGCCAUCCUCCAGGGCCUUAAAACAGAAGUCCUCAAGACGGUGAAUUUCCAUUGGGUUCACCAGAUAUUACAGGAGCCAAAGGAAUCUCCCACUGAUUUCCUUAAUCGCCUGAAGGAUAGUUUUCGCCGGUGCACUGAUCUAGACCCUGGCAAUGAGGUUAUCUUAAAAAUGACCUUCAUAGGGCAGUCAGCCCCAGACAUAAGAAGAAAAUUGCAGAAGUUGGAGGCCCCCACCGCAGAGAGCCUAGAGAAACUGAUUCAGUUGGCCUUCAUUGCAUAUGCGCUCCAAGAUGAGGAAGAAGAGAAGAAGGAGGAGAAGAAAAUGUGCUCACCCCUCGGGAGGGACCAGUGUGCCCUCUGUAAGCAAGUGGGGCAUUGGUGUAAUGAAUGCCCCCGGAAUCGGGGCCGCCAGAGCCCACCCCCAUGACCCUGGAAGGGAGGGCCAUCUCGUCAGAUGUUUCCGGGGGAGGUAGAGGAAAUGCCCAAUUCCUUCUGAUGUUCCUCCAGGGGUGGCCCUCUUCUCUCCUCCCCUGAGCCCCUGGUGGAGCUGGAAAUUGGGGGAAAGUUAUGUAAAUUCCUUGUUGAUACGGGGGCAAAUUUCAAUGUCCUCUGUGACGCUCCUUCCCAAGCAUAUUCAGGACGUCAGGUUCCCGUGACCAGGAUAUCGGGAGAAGAUUGGCAAGCCGUUGUGACCACCCCCUUGCCGGUGGAGGGCCCCGGAAUUCCGCCCCGAAUGGAUCAUCCCUUCCUAAUACUGCCUGAGUGCCCCAUGAACCUCUUGGGCCGGGACCUACUCACUAAAUUACAAGCAACUGUCUCCUUUUCCCCUAAAGGGCCCGUUUUGACAUUUGCUCCUGAUUGGUCUUAUGUGCUCUUCCUGGCUAAACUGUUGCCUGGGGCACUGCCUGUUGCCAUCCGGCAGUAUCCCAUUUUGCAAAACUCUAGGAAAGGGAUUCAGCCGCUCAUUUCCUUGUUUCAACAAACUGGAUUGCUGGUAGCGUGUGAGUCACCAUGGUCCACCCCUAUUUUUCCAGUUCCUAAACCUGAUGGAACCUGGAGGUUUGUCCAGGACCUGAGGGAGGUAAACGCCCGAGUGGUUCCCCUCCACCCUGUGGUUGCCAACCCAUAUACCAUUUUGACCACCCUAACCAGGUCACAAGUCUGGUAUAUGGUGAUAGAUUUAAAGGAUGCAUUCUUUUGCAUCCCCCUAGCCCAGGAGAGCCAGCCUUUGUUUGCCUUUGAAUGGCAGGAGCCCUACACCCAUCAGACCACUCAGUUGACCUGGACCCAGUUACCCCAGGGAUAUAGGAAUAGCCCCACUGUAUUCGCAGCGGCCUUAAGCCGAGAUCUUGCAGAGUUCUUGGCUGCCCCAGCCUCCCUCCUCCAGUAUGUAGAUGACCUGCUACUAGCAGCUGAGAUGAGAGAGAGCCGACCCUUUUCUCUCUAUGUUACCGAGCGACGAGGGUAUGCCCUGGGGGUGUUGAUCCAACACCUGGGGGCAGAGCGGUUGCCCGUGGCCUAUUUGUCACAGACUCUGGAUCCGGUGACCCUUGGUUGGCCCGCUUGCUUAAGGGCUGUGGCGGCCACGGCUAUUUUGAUCCAGGAGGCCCAGAAGAUAGCUCUAGGAGUGCCUAUGAGGGUGUACAGCCCCCACUCAGUAGCCACCCUGUUGGAACAGAAGUUACCUGCCUGGGCUACUGUGGCCCGGGUAUCCAAAUACACGAGCUUGAUCCUAGAGCAGGAGAACAUUUCCCUGUGCCGCACCAAUCAACUCAACCCCGCCACUUUGCUGCCUGUACCCGAAGCGUCAGGCCAGCUGCACAAUUGUCUCCAGGCCCUUGAGACAGUGGUGGGCAUCCGCCCAGAUCUAGUUGCAGAACCCCUCGAACGGGUAGAUGGGUGUCUAUGGACAGAUGGGUCAUCGUUUGUGGAAAACGGAGUUCGUCACACGGGCUUCACCAUCGUUACUGAAGAUGGCCUGCUGUAUGGGGAAAAACUGCCAACCCAUUUCUCCACCCAAGCAGCCGAGCUGUUGGCGCUCAUCAAGGCGUGCAAGCUAUCUGAGGGAUUGCAAGUGACCAUUUUUGUCGAUAGCCGCUUUGCCUUCCUAGCGGCCCAUAUGCAUUGUACUUUGUGGAAGGCCCGGGGUUUCUGCGGGCCUGAUGGGAAGCCAUUGAAAUUCAGGAUUCUACUGGAGGAAGUUAUGAGUGCGAUACGAAGACCAAAAGAACUGACCAUUGUCCAUUGUUGCAGCCAUCAGACAGGGGACUCUUGGGUCUCAAAAGGCAACCGGGCAGCUGACUUUUUCACAAGGCAGAUGGCCCGCGAAGGAACUACCCAAGAAUCCCAGCGGAUCCUGUCACUUCUCCCUUCCUUCCCACACGAGGACCUCCCGCCUCUUUAUGAUCGGCGUGAUGUUUUAGAAAAGGGAGGCCGAUGGGAGAAAGGGUGGUGGGUCGUCCGCCACCGGAUCCAACUACCUAAACAUCUCCUGUGGCAUGUCGUGAGGCGUGGACAUUUGUCCACACAUUGGGGGCCAAAAUCGCUGGCCCGAUGGCUCCAGCAACAAUACUGUAAUCAAGGGUUGAGGGCCAUCGCCUGCCGAAUCUCAGCUGGGUGUACACUAUGCCAGGAGAAUAACCCCCGAGGUUCCUCCCCCAUACCGUCAGGACACCUGCGGACUGCCACCUACCCAGGGGAAGCAUGGCAAGUCGACUUCACUGAACUGCCGCGAUAUGGCAGGAACAAAAAUUAG
Candoia aspera is the source of this 2778-nucleotide messenger RNA. RefSeq lists its product as uncharacterized. The transcript has 4 exons. Gene Ontology annotation, biological process: virion assembly; proteolysis. Gene Ontology annotation, molecular function: aspartic-type endopeptidase activity; zinc ion binding; RNA-DNA hybrid ribonuclease activity. The record is from RefSeq and is a predicted model, not a curated record. NCBI's taxonomy places the organism in Eukaryota, Metazoa, Chordata, Lepidosauria, Squamata, Candoiidae.